Molecule: messenger RNA, 4258 nt
Organism: Sapajus apella (tufted capuchin)
Lineage: Eukaryota; Metazoa; Chordata; Mammalia; Primates; Cebidae
Gene: ZC3HAV1
Product: zinc finger CCCH-type containing, antiviral 1
Exons: 8
Coding region: 1089-3206 (705 amino acids)
Molecular function (GO): metal ion binding
Source: RefSeq, a predicted model, not a curated record
UCCGAGAGGCUGUUAAUGGCACCAUGUUUUCUGGAGGUUCUGCUUUAGUCAGAUAAGGGAAGUUUCAUUAAUAUUUAUUUCUACAUCUUCUGUAGCUCAAAUAUUUUCACCUAAAAACAAUCUUUAUGUUGACUCUGGGGGUCAAAGUGCAUCCCCACAGUGGAAAAGCUCUUGUCCCAAUCUCUACAGGAAUCAGUCUGAAAUCUUGGGACAUAUCUAAGCCUGUCCAUCGUGAUUGACGCAUAAGCAGUGGUUCAGGGCACCGAGUUAGCGAUUCUAGUAGGUAAGCAAGACCGUGUCAAGAAGUGGUUCAUGAGAAGGCAAAAACGAGGGAGAGUGACAGUCGUUGUUCUUUAAGAGGACCCGGUGGUGGAGGAGAAAGUUGCACAUCGGCCCUGAACCGGGCGGACCCUGAUCUGGGGCCUGAGGACACGAUUUGGGGAAACCUCGGCGGCAUCCGGGCUCCGCUUGAUGCCAGUGCGUGUUUGUGCAAGUUACUUCCUCAAGUUCAGGGUGAGGGUAAUAAUAUCUACCGCGCGGAGUUGCUGGGAAGAUUCACCGCCAACCAAGGCAGAGCGCACGGCUUGCAGGAAGCGCUCGCUGGGGUCUGCUCUUUCCGGGAAUGGGUGGGGCGCGCACUCCUCACAGGGUUCCUAAGACUUGCGUCACGCGCCCCAGUCCGCUGGCUUAUAAAACCCUGCCAGAGCCCCAAGAUCGCUUUUAGUUUCUGUUCUUUCUGAGGGAGCCUCUCGGGGCCCGGCUGGGGAAUCUCAGCCUCGCCGAGCCUAGAACCGGCAGAUUUACCCGCGCGUCCACUUUCUUUCCACCCAGUUGCCCUUGCGGCCGCUGUAAACCUGCCACUAGGACCGGGUCGGUGAGAUCUAGCCUCUUGACCUGAGAGCCGAGAGAGGGGAAGCCAAAAUCGCUGGGCUGGGCUAACAGCUGCGGAGAGCGCGCCCUCGCUGGCUCGGGCGCGCCCAGCAGGAGCACCGCCCGCACCCGCCCCUGGACACUUGUAAGUUUCGAUUUCACCGCUGCCGAGUCCUGCGCGGCGGCAGAGCCAGCACAGCCAGCACAGCGAGCGCGCCAUGGCGGAUCCGGAGGUGUGCUGCUUCAUCACCAAAAUCCUGUGCGCCCACAGGGGCCGCAUGGACAUGGACGCCCUGCUCCAGGAGAUCAAGCUGUCGGAGGAGCAGCUCUGUGAGGUGCUGCAGGUGGCCGGGCCCGACCGCUUCGUGGUGUUGGAGACCGGCGGCGUGGUCGGGGUCACCCGAUCGGUGGUGGCCACCACUCGAGCCCGGGUCUGCCGUCGCAAGUACUGCCAGAGUCGCUGCGAUAACCUGCAUCUCUGCAAGCUCAACUUGCUGGGCCGGUGCAACUAUUCGCAGUCGGAUCGGAAUUUAUGCAAAUAUUCUCAUGAGGUCCUCUCAGACGAUAACUUCAGAGUCCUGAAAAUGCAUGAACUUUCUGGACUUAACCAAGAGGAAUUAAAAGUGCUCCUUGUCCAAAGUGAUCCUUUUUUUAUGCCUGAGAUAUGCAAAAGCUAUAAGGGAGAGGGUCGACAGCAGAUUUGUAGCCAGCAGCCACCGUGUGCAAGACUCCACAUCUGUGACCACUUCACGCGAGGGAACUGUCGUUUUCCCAACUGUCUCCGGUCCCAUAACCUGAUGGACAGAAAGGUGCUGGCCAUCAUGAGGGAGCAUGGGCUGAGCCCCGACGUGGUCCAGAACAUCCAGGACAUCUGCAACAGCAAGCACAUGCAGAAAAACACCAUGGGACCCAGAGCUCCUACACAUCGUGGAAACAUGGCAUAUAGGGCUAGAAGCAAAAGUAGAGAUCGGUUCCUUCAGGGCAGCCAAGAAUUUCUUGCGUCCGCUUCAGCAUCUGCUCAGAGGACCUGCACGCCUAGUCCUGAUCAGAUCGGCCACAGGGCUUCCCUGGGGGAUGUGCCCGUAGACGAUCUCACCUACAAGUUCGGGUAUCUGGGGAGUCAGGCUCACACUCGGCUUCCCUCUGGCUCGUCCAAGGCUACCGAUCUUGGAGGAACAAGUCAGGCUGGGGCGAGCCGGGGGUUUUCAGAGAACGGCAGUCUACAUGGCAUCUUGUAUGGGAAUCCAGGCGACACUUACCAUGCUUCUGAUUCAACACCAGCCCCCAGCUGGAAGGGCCCCACAUCCUGGACGAAUGACAAGGGCACGGGGAGAGAGUCUGUGUUUUCUCCCACGCUACCUGCCACCCGCUCUUCUCUGGGCUGUCUGCAAACACCUGAAGCUGUGACCACCAGAAAGGGCGCAGGCUUGCUUUCCUCAGACUACAGGAACAUCCAUGGCAAAAGUGGAACUCAGGACAUGCAGGCUGGCCCUCUUUUUAAUAAUAACGCCGAUGGAGUGGCCACAGAUAUAACUUCCACAAGAUCCUUAAAUUGCAAAAGCACAAACAGCGGUCAGAGAGAAAUAUCAUCCCCUAGGAAUCAGGACGCUGGACCUGCUUCCCGACAUCUCCAGGCCACUGGCAGAAUCACAGAUGGCGCUGACCCAAGAGUGGCACUUGUUAACGAUUCUUUAUCUGAUGUCACAAGUACCGCAUCUUCUAGGGUGGAUGAUCAUGGCUCAAAGGAAAUUUGUCUUGACCAUCUAUAUAAGAGUUGUCCUCUUAAUGGCAGCUGCACCAAAGUCCACUUCCAUCUGCCUUAUCGGUGGCAGAUGUUUAUUUCAAGAACCUGGACGGACUUCCAGUUCAUGGAGAAGAUUGAGGAGGCCUACUGUGACCCCCAAAUCCAACUCUUUUCUGUGGGAAGUUAUACAAUCAAUUUUCGGAAAAUGACUUGUGGUUCCAAUCCCAUCCAACGCCUUUCCACUCCUUCUUCUGUCACGAAGUCAGCCAACCCUGUUUUCACCACCAAAUGGAUCUGGUAUUGGAAGAAUGAAUCUGGCACAUGGAUUCAGUAUGGAGAAGAGAAAGACAAUCAGAAAAGUUCAAGCAUCGACUCUUCAUACCUGGAGGCUUUCUAUCAAUCCUGUCCGAGGGGAGUUGUGCCAUUUCAGGCGGGCUCACGGCACUAUGAGCUGAGUUUCCAAGGUAAGUUUCUGUGUUUGGCAGUGUUGUGUGUCACUGAAAGCCGCCUGGAGUGUGCACGUGGGAAUGGGAGCAGAGUGGGUAUGUAUUGCUAUGGCCAAGGUCAAGGUCAAGAUUUAGCAAGGUGGUAGAGUGUAAGCCGGUGGCCAUCAGAAGACCUGUGUUCUAGAGCUCUGGCUCUGACAAACACUUGCUCUGCCACCCUGGGAGGUUCACCUGGCCUAUGUAGGCCCAGUUCUCUCAACUGCAAAAUCAGGGGCUCAAACUAAGUUGUCUUAGGGGUGCUUCUAGCUCUGCCAUGCUGUUUCUGAUUCUGGGUGGGGAGCUGCCCAAGCAGAGGCAAAAUUUCAGGUGCUGGUGACUAUGGUAAAGACCUUGGGCUUUUGGGCACCUUCAGAGUUUUAGAAACUUGCUGUUUCUUUUAGGCUUUAUCAUCCAGGUCAGUAGUUUCAUCCUCACAUUGAUUAAAGUACCUUGCCUUCUACCAUGUUUAUUGGAGCUACUGUAGAAAUGUCUUCUGGUCAGCUGCCGCCAAUCUACCUGCUGUGUUUAGUUAGGUAUAAGGGCAGGAACUGCCCUCUUCUGAAGGUACUGUCCCAUCGGGCACACCCUAGGACACCGCCUGCACAUGAUCAGGGACUUGCUCUUUUGGGACUUGCAGGUGCUUCAGAAGAAGUAAAGGAGCCUUUCUAAGGUCCCUGAAUUCCCAGAUGGUACCUGCAGUUGGGUCAUGUAUCACUUAGUGUGCAUUAGGUGAUGUAGCUUUUACAAGGACCAUUAUACCAAGUAUUUGGGAAAACAGCCUGGCAGUACCAGUGCCAUUAACAUUUGCUAAUAUGCUUGUCUUUUCAUUCCCCCAGGAACCUUUCUUAGGAAAUAAUUCACUAGAAGAAGGGGGAAGAAAGCUAUAGGCAUAAAGUAAGGUGCUUGUUAACCAGCAUGGUGUGACCUACGAAUGGGCCAAAUACCAGUGCCCAUAGUACUAAAAGCGGACCGGUCUGUGCACCAGUACAGCAGCGACUACAUAAAUCAGGGUCCUAAAUUUGGGUGGCAUAUUUGGCACUUGUUAGAGAUUUUGAUUAUGAAAAUUAGAUAGGAAAAGCAAAAUUUGAUAUUGUUAAAUGAAAAAGGCAGAACACUUUUUUUUUUUUGAGAUGGAGUCUCCCACUGUCACCUGGGGCUA